Neohortaea acidophila is the source of this 1781-nucleotide messenger RNA. Its product is annotated as alkaline-phosphatase-like protein. The record is from RefSeq and is a predicted model, not a curated record. The transcript has a single exon. Gene Ontology annotation, molecular function: arylsulfatase activity. Lineage: Eukaryota; Fungi; Ascomycota; Dothideomycetes; Mycosphaerellales; Teratosphaeriaceae. Bases 99 to 1628 code for a protein of 509 amino acids.
AAUGAGCUCGGCCUUGGGAGCUGGUUUCAUUGCGAAAGCUCUCUCAAGCUGAUUGAUUAAGGACCAUCACCCCCCUUACGGUCGUCGUUGUUGGAGUCAUGCGAAACGUAGCAGUAGACAGCGCAGGCGGAUCCGCCAGCAAGAAAGGCCACAAGAAUGUGUUACUGAUCGUGGCCGACGACCUUGGACUCUACCUUGGCUGCUAUGGAACGCCGAAGAUCCAAACUCACGCCAUAGAUACGCUGGCCGACGAAGGAACCCGCUUUACUAAUGCAUUCGCUAGCACGGCGUCCUGUAGCGGUAGUCGAUCAACCAUCUACACAGGUCUCCACACGCACCAGAACGGACAGUACGGUCUGGAAGGAGGCCGCAACCAUUUCCAUACCUACGAAUGGGUCGAAACGGCGCCGCUACUCUUCAACACGCUCGGGUAUCAAACGGGCAUCAUUGGGAAAGUCCACGUGGGAAUCCCCAGCACCUACUCGUGGGAAGUGCGAGAGGAGAGCGACAGUCGGGACACCAGAUGGGUCUCGCAACGAGCCGCGGCCUUCUUCGACAAGGCUCUGGAAACUGAUCGACCAUUCCAUUUGACUAUUGGCUGGCGGGAUCCGCAUCGGGACAACACCAGAGAGGACUUUGGCAAUCAACGGCAGGAAGUGAUUGAUGCCGGCCUUCAGGGCCCCGGCUACAGCACCAAGGACGUGGAGAUCAAGGAGUACAUGACGGACUUGCCAGAGGUGCGCACGGAACUCGUGAAUUACUACAACUCCAUCACCCGCAUGGACUGGGGAACUGGUUGGAUUCUGGAAGCCCUCCAAAAACGAGGGCUGGACAAGAGCACGCUGGUCGUGUUCGUCAGCGACAAUGGCGCGCCCUUCAUCAACUCCAAAACGACAAUGUACGAGUCCGGCAUCCGUCUCCCCCUGAUCAUCCGGCAGCCUGGGCAAAAAGCCGGCGUGGUGAAUCCCAACAUGGUCUCCUUCCUCGACAUCCUUCCCACUUGCCUUGCCUGGGCCGGCCGCAAGGACGAUCUCAAGACACCCAUCUCCUACCGCUCCCCCAAACGCCUCGGCGACUCCAUCCUCCCCAUCCUUAACGCUUCCGAGAUCUUGCCCGCGCACAAAUGGAAGCAGCACGUCUUCGGCUCGCACACCUUCCAUGAAGUCUCCAAUUACUGGCCCACACGCUACCUGCGCACCCACCGCUACAAAUACCACCGCAACAUCGCGUACAAGCUCGAUUUCCCCUUUGCUGGCGACCUUUACUACUCUCUCUCGUGGGAGGGUUAUCGCAACCAAGACGGGCCGGUGAAGAUUGGCAAGCGUCCGCUGCAAGACUACAUCUUCCGCACGCCUGAAUCGCUGUACGAUCUGGAGAAGGAUCCAGAGGAAGUGCACAAUCUGGCUUACGAGGACGAGUACCAAGACUUGGUCAAAGAGUUUAGAGGCAAGAUGGAGGCGUGGCAAUAUGAGACGCGGGAUUCGUGGCUGUAUCGCGAUGGGAUUGCCGUGGUGACGCUGGAGCAUUUCAUGGAGUUGGGCUUGGAGGUGCCGGACCGGUGGGAGUUUGAUCCGAAGAACCCAGGCAGUAAGCAUGUGCCUAUCUGGCAUCCGCCGAAGAGCAAAUAGGAGCUGUGUUCGGAAGCCGUGAAGAGAAGGAGUCGGAACUGGCGGCGAAAUUUUCGUUAGGUUGAAAAGUCAUUGUUGAUAUACCACGAGAUGAUGUACAUCAACGACUCUCGUGUCCACGUAGCACGGUGCAUUGGAAUUUGCCUCGCUGGC